Messenger RNA from Mercenaria mercenaria, 3760 nucleotides. RefSeq names its product toll-like receptor 3. The transcript is spliced from 2 exons. The record is from RefSeq and is a predicted model, not a curated record. Gene Ontology annotation, cellular component: membrane. NCBI's taxonomy places the organism in Eukaryota, Metazoa, Mollusca, Bivalvia, Venerida, Veneridae. The coding region runs from base 311 to 2410 and encodes 699 amino acids. Gene Ontology annotation, molecular function: transmembrane signaling receptor activity; protein binding. Gene Ontology annotation, biological process: immune response; inflammatory response; toll-like receptor signaling pathway.
CCGUAUAAGAUGUAAUGUUUACAUGCUUGGUGACUUUUAAUACUUCCUUAUUCAUGGAGAGAAAUAUCCUACUAUCAUUACUUCAUAAAUUCUGUUUUACUAUUGUUGAAUAGUAAAGUUGAAUACGAGCCAAGAACAUUUAUCUAACCAUAGCUUUCGGUAUGCGUUGAGUCUGUAAAGUUUUGUAAAAUUGAAGGACUUAUUGAAAAGGAAAAUGUGGUAUCGAUGUGGAUAAAGCUACGUGGCAGAUAUCAGUCUUAAACCCCACUGUUACGACAAAGCAAAACUGCUGAACAAGACGGAUUGAAAAAUGGAAAUACAAAGAACAGUUCUUCUGAUCUUAAUGCUGGUUGAAGUUAAUGAAGGCAACUUAACUCAUCUAAUGAAAAAGAAAACAUGCAAAACAUAUAUGUUACAUCAUCGACAAUCCCUAGACUGCAGCCAUCAGAACCUCUCAUAUAUCCCGAAGACUGAAAGAAAUAUUCAAACUUUGAUAUUCAGUUAUAACGAUUUGAUGAAUGUUACAUCGGAAACAUUUGGAAAUAUCAGCAACCCUGAAAAUCUUGUUGACCUUGAACUUGACCAUAACAAUAUUCAAAGCAUUUCUGCACACGCACUUGAUGCGUUCCCAAACUUGAAGUUCUUGUACUUGUCAUACAACCCAAUACACUAUAACGAUGUAAAACAUCUUUUUGGUGUUUUGUCGAACUUCAGAUAUCUUAACCACCUGAGUAUAUGUGGAAUAAGAUCCAUAACCAUUCAGAAAGACUUGUUUUCUUUGAUGAAAGAAAAUAGGAUAGAAACUUUAGACGUCAGAUUUUACAACAUGACAACAUGUUCACUUGACACUUUUAGAAAUUUUAACAAUUUAAAAACUCUGUUUUUGAAAAACAAUCAUAUAGAGGAAAUACUCCUGUCUAAAAAUAAACAUCUACGUAAUUUAUACCUUGAUCACAAUAACCUGAAGUUUUUCCCAGACUUUUCCGUUGGCAGUGAAGACUCCGAGUGCUACAUUCCAAACAUUGAGCUUCUGUCUGUCCGCAUGAAUGAAAUACAAGCAAUUGAAAAAGAACAUUUCAAAUGUUUAUUCAAACUGAAAACUCUUGAACUUGGUGAAAACCCUAUUAAAAUAUUGCAAGACAAUAUUCUAUCAAAACUACCAAAUUUAGAAACAUUGCAGCUGAGGUAUUCACCCACGGGAAGUAUAAAAGUGGAACCGCUUGCUUUCAAAUCUACUUCACUGAACACCCUUCAACUGGAGUGGAAUAGUCCAGCAGAAAAUGUGUUUGAGUCUCUCGAUGAAACAUUUAAGUUUUCACCAAACCUGAGAACUUUGAAGCUUGGCUUUAUUAGUAUGUUCCGGUUAACUAACCAGGAAUUAUCAAGAUUAUUUUCACCACUUGAUAACAUUCGGUUUUUUCAAUGCUUUGCAUGCGAAAUUUCGCAGGAUCCAGAAGCUAUCGUGAAACAUAUGAAAAAUUUGCAAAAGAUCGAUCUUCAAUCUAAUCGAAUCACAAAGUUAAGUGAUACAACGUUUAGGAAAAACAUGCAUUUGAUGUAUCUCAAUUUAAAAAACAAUGCAAUUGGACAUAUUUCCGAGUCAGCCCUUCCAACAUCGCUGUUAAAUAAGUUACAUUCAAUAGACCUUAGUCAGAAUCCUUUUGCAUGUGACUGCGGCCUUGAAUGGUUUAUCAACUGGUUGAAAACCAACAAAAAUACGACUGCGCUUCCAGGUUAUCCAUAUAAUUAUACAUGCUCACUUCCACCUGAAAAGUCUAAAUUAAGAUUGUCGGAUAUAACUUUUACAUACAAAGAAUGCCACCCGUGGAGUCCAUGGAUCUGGGUUGCUGUGAUCGGCUCACCUUGUGUCAUUGCUAUUGCUAUUGUCGUAGUCAUAGUUUACAGAAACAGAUGGAAUAUCAAACAUUAUAUUUAUUUAGUAAGAAAGAGAAGAAACUAUCAAGAAAUUAAAGGCCAUAACUUGGUGUACGAUGCUUUUGUUGGAUAUGAGGCCAAGGAUUCGGCAUGGGUGCGUCGCAGGCUUUUACCUGUGCUUGAAAGCAAACUGGGGUUGAAAUUAUGCAUUCAUGAAAGGGACUUCGAAGCUGGAGUUUUUAUAAAUGACAAUAUUGUCACCAACAUGGACAUGAGUGCAAAAGUCAUUCUUGUGCUUACAAAUGCGUUUGCCCGCAGUAAGUGGUGCACGUUUGAAUUGAAAGUUGCUCAUUCGAAACUGAUUGAAGAUGAAACAGAACUAGUGGUCAUUCUCCUUGAACAAAUAGAUGGAAAAAAUAUGAAUCGCUCUUUAAAGUUGUUAUUUGAUACAACCACAUACAUAGAAUGGACAGAGGAUGUUGUAGGUCAAGAACUGUUCUGGGAAAAACUAGAAAAUAUUAUGAACAAAAAGUGAUUAGAGGCUAGAUGAUUCAUUUAAUGUUCAUAAGUAAAUAAUAUUGCUAACACUGAAAUUAAUAUUUAAUGUGUGUUUUCAUUACUUUACCAACCCAUUAAUUUAGAAUCAGUUUUUCACACAUCAAGUUAGAAUUUUCUUGAAGCGUUAAUAAAUGUUUUAAUCAUACCAUAUUUUAUAUAAUUAGAUUUUAGAUAAACAAGCGUUACUAAAUGUUUUAAUCAUAUCAUAUUUUAUAUAAUUAGAUUUUAGAUAAACAGUUUGUGUGAGAAAUAUUCAUGGUUUUAAAUGCAUACUCACGCGGAAUUAAAUACCUGCAAUGACGCUAAGGUUUCUUUAACCAGACAGAACUUGAAUGCACUGUUCACACCUAUGUCUAUUCUGAUAUGUCUACAUCAUUGAUAGCAGAUAUUUUAGAUUUGUCCUGCUAUAAUUCCGUGGAAAGAUAAUUUCGAAGCAUAGUACGCAUCCAAGCGGGAUGAUAGCAGACUCGGUUGAUUGAGUCUGUUCAUAACAUUUCUCUUAGUUGAAAUUACUCAAAAUGGCCUCUACUAGGCUUGAGCCUUUUCUCUUAGAAUAAAUUAUAUGUUUAUUAGAUUUUGAAACAGUUCACUUAGAUUUAAAAGUCAGGAUACACUAACUUAAACUCAUUUCACAUUGUUCCGGAACACAUUGCUUGCUAAAUAGAAACAAUAGGUAAAUCAUAAAUUUAAUUACUCUGUAGGCAAUAACUUGUCCCGUAAGAAUUAAACUUCAGUCUAGAAAACAGUGACUGCACUGGAGAAUGUUUAUAGCAAGGUAGUUAGAGUAGUUGACUUUAAAUCACAUGUCCGUCACCUAUUCAAUAAAACGAAACGUUUCAAAUAUUGUGUCUGACGACAUAACUGAAACUCUGUUCAGACAUUUCUUGUAAAAUAUCAUAUAGGAUGAAAAAUACUUAAUUGAAAUAGUUGGUAGAAAAGGAUAAGUGCACUGACAAUUCAACUGGAUAUUCCAUAAAAAAGCUGAAUUCUAAAUGUGUUGCCGGAAAUGUUUUUUUUUUUUACGUAUCCAAGAAUAUACAUUUCCAGUGAUAGCUCCAGAUUCCUCAGAUGUGCCCAGUUUUACUAUCCAGCAUCGAAAUAAUUGAGCGCGCUGUCUCAUGUGACACCUCUUGUUAUACGUCGCAUUUAUUAAUUUUAUUUAUCUAUAACUAUGUUUUAUGUGUAAAUUGUUAUUGUAAUAUUGUGUGAUAGUGUCUUAUAGUUCAAAUUUGAAUGGUCAUGUACUACUUUUAUACAUAUAUUGAAAUGUAAUUUUAUACUGAGAUACUGUACAUGAAUGAGACAUAAAUAAAGAUUAAUAUAUACA